Molecule: messenger RNA, 2583 nt
Organism: Prorocentrum cordatum
Lineage: Eukaryota; Dinophyceae; Prorocentrales; Prorocentraceae
Source: the annotation of a GenBank genome assembly
AUGGUCGCGCUCGGGUGCCAGGAGCGGAUGACCGCCCCCACGGCACUGAACGAGCGUUCCUCGCGGUCGCACGCGGUGUUCUCCUUGCGCAUCGAGCGCAGGGGAACGAGCAGCAACCUGACGCUCCUCGACCUUGCCGGGCGCGAGCAGGAGAAGAUGACACAGUGCCGCGGCGAGAAUUUCAGGGAGCUGACCGUCAUCAACCGCUCGCUGUUCCACCUCGCGCACUGCGUCCGCGCCCUCACCGCCCCGGGGGGCAAGGCCAGCUCCCCGGGCUUCGGGAAGGACGGCCACUGGCACCACUUCAGGAACUCCAAGCUCACGAUGGUGCUCGGCCAUGCCCUCGCCGGCAAUUCCCACACUGCCGUGGUGUGCACCAUCUCCCCGGCGCGUGGCGCCUACGAGGACUCCGUUGCCACGCUCCGCUUCGCCGAGUCAGUCAAGCAGGUGCGGACCAAGCCGGUGCUGCAGAGCGGGAGGCGGGAGGACCUGGUGUCCGAGCUUCAGAGCGAAGUGCAGCGCCUGCAGGGCGACUUGCUCAGGGCGAGGUCGAGCCGCGCGGAGCUGGAGCUCCACCUGGAUGAGGCGAGGGCCAUGAUGGACCACUACUGCGGCCGCAGCUUCUGGCAGGACGUAGCGCAGUUGGGCUCCCCGCUGCUGGAUGCCGGGACGCCCGAGGCCAGGCGGCUGUCGGCGUUGCGGGAGGAGGGCGACCCGGACUACCAAGUGGAGCCCACGGCGUCCUCUUCGUCAAGCAGCGGCAGCGGCAGCAGGGCGCAGCCGAGUCAGCAGCCGCCCUUCCUGGCGCUGUCUCAGGUGCGCGCCCCGCCCUGCCCGCUACAGGACGGCUCCGCCGACGCCUCGAGGAACCCCGAGGAUCUGCGCAUCGCCGUCGACCUGAUCGAGAGGCUGCGGUCGAAGUUGAGCGACGGCAGGCAGACGCCGCCGCGGGCAUCGUCCGUGCCGCGGGGCCGCCGCCUCGCGGCGGAGGUGCAGGCGUCGCCCGCAGAGGAUCGGCAGCAGCGGUUCGACUGGAAGGGGCUGGCCGACACUCCGAAGAAGCAGCCCGCCUCCGCUCUCAGCCUGGACCCCUGGGCGUCCUACACGAAUCUCAGCCUUCAGUCGGAGGCCUCCUCACCUCGGAGCGCUCGCGCGGGGGGCACGUCCAAUUCCGCCUCGGACCCGUGGCGCGGAGGCGUCGAUACAGCGGGCCUGAGCGUCAGCACCGCGCUGACACAGGAGGGCGCGGAGCGGCAGCCAGAGGAGGAGCUGCUGUGGGUCAUCGACGCGUGGCUGGCGAGGCCGGAUCUCGCGCCCGAUGAGGCGACUGGGAGCCGGUCCAGCCUCUCCGUGGUGCUGCGGCAGCUGCAGUCCCAGUUGUUGGAUCUUCGAGCCGCCAGCGCCAAGCUGAAGCGCGCGCAGGUGCCAGAAUGCAUGCCAGGUGCUGCGGACCGCGCCGGCAGCAUGACCGCACGCUCGCAGCGCAGCGGCUGUGCCACGCCCAGCGCGGCCGGCUACUGGAACCCGUGGCUGCCUGGUGGCGGCGCCAGUGAAUGUAUGAAGUCGGCGCGCUUGCGCAGCACGUCGCCUGCGCCGAAGACGUCUGCAGGGCGCACGCCCCCGUGCGCGCCGCCAGACUGCAACGCUGGCAGCGGGGCGGGCGACAAGCUGGGCGCACUGUUGAAGGAGGCGCUCGUAGGCCCGCAGGACGACGGCUGGCACGAGGCGGCAGCUCAGGCAGCGGCUGCGUUGUCGCGACAGGUCUCCGCGCAGGCUGCGUUGUCGCCAGCGGCCGCUGCGGCAUCGCCAGUCUCGACAGGCAUCCGCUCAGCUGCAUCAGUGGCGCCGCCGCGCUUUGUGAAGGCCUCGGCCAGCUAUUAUGCGGGCAGCGUGUCGCCAGCCCGGGCGGCACGCCCGGCGCAGCUGCGCAGCGCCCAGGUCGCACAGCGAGCCCUCGCAGGCCCCGCCGCCCCGCAGAUGGCGCAGCCCUCCCCGCGCCUGCGGUCCCCCGCCCCUGCGCGAGCAGCCGCUCCGCCGCUCCUGUGGGCGCUGCCUCCGCAGACCCCGCCGGCGCAGCCGCGGGCGUGCACGCCGGGGCCCCACGGCUCCGCGUCGCCGCGGCUCGCGCCUCGGCAGCUGGCCUCCCCGUGCCCCACGCCGCGGGUCGCCGCCGCUCUGCCGGUGCUCUCCGCGGUGGCGGCCGUGCCGGUGGCGGUGCCGGCGCUGCCCGGCCCCGCGGCGGCGCCCACCCCACGCGCCGCCGGGCCUCUCGCGCCGCAGCUGCGCCUGUGGCAGGCCCUGCCCACCGACGGCUUCGGAGGGGACGCGCCCUCGCCCCGCCUGCGCACGCCCCUGCGGCAGAUGCCCAGCCCGAUCGCGUCCCCGUCCCUCGCCACCCGGCUGUUCGCGGCGGGCGCCGCAGCCUCCCCGCGGCCUCCGUCUCGCGAGGCCCGCUCCGCCUCGCGAGGCCGGGCGCCCUCGGCGCCCCCGUCGCCGGCGGCGCGCGGGCCAGGCGGCCCGCGGGCCGACAGCCUGAGCGCCUCCGCGCGGAGCCGGUCUGGCUCGUGCAAGGUCCGGCUGUGA